Molecule: messenger RNA, 1071 nt
Organism: Penicillium pulvis
Lineage: Eukaryota; Fungi; Ascomycota; Eurotiomycetes; Eurotiales; Aspergillaceae
Product: seipin
Exons: 4
Coding region: 1-1071 (356 amino acids)
Biological process (GO): lipid storage; lipid droplet organization
Cellular component (GO): endoplasmic reticulum membrane
Source: RefSeq, a predicted model, not a curated record
AUGGCGGAUUCGGAGUACACGGACGAUGAGACAGAGUAUGAAGGCCCCUCCUCUCAAGCAGUCAUCUGGGACGCGUUCUGGACACCGUUACGCAUGCUAACCUCCAAAACCGCUUUCCGCAUAUACCUGAACACUCUCCUAUUCAUAGGUGCUACACUGCUUCUAGUGGGAAUCUCCGGUAUCGCUUACGGGAUCUUCUACCUGAGAUUCAUUCCCACGGUCGGCGUCGACCGAGAAGUGCAUCUGCAAUUUGGCGAUGCGAACCCCUGGGGCACAGCCUCUCUCGAUCCCGAGUUUGUUUCCUCACUACCUUACGAUGUUGCCGUGGCCCUUGAUAUGCCCCGCACACCGUCCAAUCUGGAAGUGGGCAACUUCAUGAUUGAUCUCACCCUCUAUUCUCCCCAAACUAGCUCUGUGCUCCCCACUUCCGCCAACUCCUUGAACCCGAUUUCGCAGUCGCGCCGACCGGCCAUACUCACUUAUAGCUCGCCGAUGGUGGAUGUUGCCCGGAGAAUGGCGCGCCUGCCCCUGUAUGUUGUUGGCUGGCGUCGCGAAGCAGAGACGCUAGAUGUACCAAUGAUGGAGAAGGUCCAGUUCGCCCGGGGCGCGCGAAACCUGCCUCAGAGCCUGCGCCUUGAAAUUCAAAGCGACGGAAAGCUACAAAUCUACUCUGCGCGCGUGGAAUUCCGGGCGCGCUUUACUGGGCUUCGGUGGUUUAUGUACCGCUGGAAGCUCACGUCUUUUGUGAUUUUUAGUUCCAUGUUCUGGACCGUCUCAAUGGCUUCUGCUAGCCUUACCUGGUUCUUGUUGAAUUUGAUUUUGCGAUCCGAGCCUGUAUCGACAGACGAGAUCAAAGAUGAGGAGCACGACACUGUCAAAGAGGAGUCUGAAACCGAAGAUAUCAGCUCAUCCAGUGGGGCUGUCAAGAUCAAGGAGGAGCCCGAGGAACAAGGAAGUAGCUCCUUGCUACAGAGCUAUCUGGCCGGUGACGAGGGGGGGCAUCGGCUCUGGACUGGAGGAUCCAGAGGAGCGAGGUAUCCAGAAACGACGGAGCCAUUUGUCGGGUUAUGA